This is a messenger RNA of Solanum dulcamara, 972 nucleotides long. Its product is annotated as protein NRT1/ PTR FAMILY 8.3-like. Lineage: Eukaryota; Viridiplantae; Streptophyta; Magnoliopsida; Solanales; Solanaceae. Gene Ontology annotation, cellular component: plant-type vacuole membrane. Gene Ontology annotation, molecular function: transmembrane transporter activity. Gene Ontology annotation, biological process: DNA integration; transmembrane transport. The transcript has 2 exons. The record is from RefSeq and is a predicted model, not a curated record. Bases 1 to 972 code for a protein of 323 amino acids.
AUGUCAUUGCACAAUAUCUUAGAGGUUGAGAUAUUUAACGUCUGGGGGAUUGACUUCAUGGGACCUUUCCCACCAUCCAAUGGCAACCAAUAUAUCCUCAUGGUGGUAUACUAUGUAUCAAAGUGGGUGGAGGCAGUGGCUCUUCCCACCAAUGAUUCUAAAGUGGUACUUAAGUUCUUGAAAAAGCAUUUCUUCACUCGGUUUGGGACUCUACGAGCAAUAAUCAGUGAUGGAGGGAAGCAUUUCAUCAAUCAGUUGGUGCCUGGACAAAGCUGCUGUGUUUCAGACAUCGAAUUGAAUACUGGGGACUAUUCCAAUGCUUGGAGGCUCUGUACUGUUAUGCAGGUUGAGGAACUGAAAAUUUUAAUCCGCAUGUUCCCGACAUGGGCAACUGGUAUAGUCUUUUCUGCUGUUUAUGCACAAAUGUCUACAAUGUUUGUGGAGCAAGGGAUUGUGAUGGACACUGCCAUUGGUUCCUUCAGAAUUCCUGCAGCAUCUCUUUCAACUUUCGAUAUCAUUAGUGUUAUUGUGUGGGUCCCUGUCUAUGAUAGGAUCCUUGUUCCAAUUGCAAGGAGGUUAACUGGAAAGGAUAGGGGAUUUUCCGAGUUACAGCGAAUGGGUAUUGGACUUUUCCUUUCAAUGUUGUGCAUGUCGGCUGCUGCUAUCGUUGAGAUCAAGCGUCUACAACUCGCAAGAGAUCUUGGUUUGGUGGAUGAAGCCGUUGCAGUACCUCUCAGUAUCUUUUGGCAGAUUCCACAAUAUUUUUUACUAGGAGCAGCCGAGAUAUUUACUUUCAUUGGGCAGCUUGAGUUUUUUUAUAAUCAAUCACCCGAUGCAAUGCGUAGCUUGUGCAGUGCAUUAUCACUGAUGACGACGACUGCUUUGGAUAAUUACUUGAGCUCUUUCAUACUGACUGUAGUGAUGUCCAAUAUAACUCAGGUGACAAACCUAGAUGGAUUCCAAACAACUUGA